CUUCUGUGUAAAGCUCCUUGUUAAGCUAAAUAGCCCCUUUUGUGCUAAGAGUCUGAUAUCUAUAGUUAUCUUCUCAAUACUGCACUUAUUAUUCAAUGACACUUGCUAGGGAUUAUAGUUUUCCAACUGCUAUGUCUUCAUCUUUUGCAACUCUAGAAGAGAGACACCACCGUAACUUUCCUAACAUUUUGUGGGUUUCAUCAGGACAGGAACUGAUGAAUAACAACCCCGUCCCCUGUCAGGCAUUUCCGCUGGUCUCUGGUGGCAGUUCUGGUGGGAAUUCGUUUUCAUCUUCUUCCGGAUUCUGCAAUGGUGUCUAUGUUUCAUCUUCCUCCCAGGCACGGCCGCCCGUUUCUACAGUGCCAAGAGGCAGAACGACUGUUGCUCAUGUCUCUGAAGAAGGGCAGAGGCAGGAAUGUUCUUUUGAUACACAAUCUUUGCAAGUGAUCAAUCAGCCUCAAGAGCAGAGAAAUAUGACCUGGUCUUUAGAUCAGCUUCAGGGCUUCUUUGACAUUCCUGUUCCGGUUCCACAAGCGGAGAGCAGUAGAACUAUGGUCUCUUCCAAGGAAGUCCAUUCAAAAAACGAAUGGCCAGACUGGGCGGACCAGUUGAUGUCUGAUGAUGGUCUUGAACCAUGGUCAGAGCUUCUAGGUGAUUCUAAUGCCCUCAAUCUAGAUUCAAAGAUACCAACACCCUCUUCUGAUAUGGUAAGGCAAGAGAUAGUGCUUAAUAAUCAGCAUCAGGUGGAUCCAUCAAUGGAUCCUUUUAAUGCCAAAAACUCACCAGCUAGUUCAAUGACAAUGGAUCCUUUUAAUGCCAAAAACUCACCAGCUAGUUCAAUGACAAUGGAUCCUUCUAAUGCCAAAAACUCACCAGCUAGUUCGAUGACAUCUAAGCAACGAAUGCGUUGGACACCAGAACUUCAUGAAGCAUUUGUCGAAGCUGUCAAUCAGCUCGGUGGUGGUAAGCGAGCCACCCCUAAGGCUGUUUUGAAGCUUAUGAAUAGCCCCGGGUUGACCAUUUAUCAUGUCAAAAGCCAUUUGCAGAAAUACAGAAGUACUACUAGGUAUAAGCCGGAUCUUUCAGAAAAUAAAGAAGAAGAACCUCCAGUGAAGAAUUUGAAAACCAUUGAAGAUAUCAAAUCUCUUGACUUGAAGACGAGCAUUGAAAUUACUGAAGCUCUACGGUUACAGAUGAAAGUUCAAAAACAACUCCACGAGCAACUUGAGAUCCAAAGAUCACUGCAGUUACGAAUGGAAGAACAAGGUCGGUGUCUUCAGAUGAUGAUUGAGAAACAACAGAAGAUACAAGAGUCAUCAUCAAUGCCGGAAGCUGAAGCGUCAGCUCCACCACAAAAGCCUUCACAAGUUUUCCUCCCUGAUAAAGCAACCAAUUCAGAACCAUCAACAAUAACUCAGACACUGCAGAGUGGUUCUAACACAAUGUCUCAAACUGAAUCUGCUUCUGGAAGUAAUAGGAAGCGGGUUAGAGAAGAUUAGACCUCUAAUGGAAGUUAUGAAUUAUGAUACUUACUGACCUAAAGAUGUUGCAGCAGAUGUAACUAAGUUCUUUUUUGUUCAUGCUUUAUGUGAAAUUCACAGCAGCAAUAAAAUGAACAACAUUGAUGA
Camelina sativa (false flax) is the source of this 1628-nucleotide messenger RNA. Its product is annotated as myb family transcription factor PHL13-like. Gene Ontology annotation, molecular function: DNA-binding transcription factor activity; DNA binding. NCBI's taxonomy places the organism in Eukaryota, Viridiplantae, Streptophyta, Magnoliopsida, Brassicales, Brassicaceae. The record is from RefSeq and is a predicted model, not a curated record.